Molecule: messenger RNA, 3484 nt
Organism: Oryza sativa Japonica Group (Japanese rice)
Lineage: Eukaryota; Viridiplantae; Streptophyta; Magnoliopsida; Poales; Poaceae
Product: exocyst complex component EXO70A1
Biological process (GO): exocytosis
Cellular component (GO): exocyst
Molecular function (GO): phosphatidylinositol-4,5-bisphosphate binding
Source: RefSeq, a predicted model, not a curated record
AUGAGAAAGACCAGCAAAAAAGUAGCAAACUCUAAUAAUGGCUUUUGUUUUUUGAGCACCAACUGUAGCUCUAGUGGUAGACAUGGUGAGGUUUCUCAAUUCUUUCUUCUCCAUUGCCAUGUCCUCCUCCAUGCUGCAAAGUGGAAGUUGGACAGGUUGCUCUCUAAAAUAAAAAAUAGAAAGAAAGAAAGAAAAAUAAGAUGGACAAUGAUGAAGCUAGCUAGCGGCGUCGACAUUGAGCCUAAACAAUUUAAUAGCAUUUGUCAUUGGCUAAUAACAAUAAGCCUGAAAAAGAAAACUAUGCGUCCAUCCAUUCUCAAACAUGCCUUUCCCCUUCCUCUCCUUGGCUUCUUUCUCUCUCUUCUCUUUCUACCACCUUCUCCUUCUCCUCAACCUAAACCCCCCAAACCUCUCUCCUCCCACCAAGACGAACUCGAAGCCGCGUGGAGGAGAGAGAGAGAAAGGGGAGGACCGGAGGAGGACUCCUCGUCUACAUUGCGGUCUCCGGCGGCGGCGGCGGGGUUGCCGCCAUCUCGCUCUGUAGCCUGUAGCGGCGGCGGCGCGGGGGAGAUGGAGAGCGUGGCGGCGGCGGCGCGGUCGCUGCGUGCCGGGGUGGAGAAGUCGCGGGCGCUGGGGCAGGCGCUGGCGCGGGCGGGGCCGCGGGUGGAGGAGAUCCAGCUCGCGCUGCCGGCGCUGGAGGCCGCCGUGCGCCCGAUCCGUGCGCCGCGGGCCGAGCUGGCCGCGGCGGGGCCCCACAUCGACCGCGCCGUCGGCCCCGCCGCGGCCGUGCUCAAGGUGUUCGACGCCGUGCACGGCCUCGAGCCGCCGCUCCUCGCCGCGGGCGCCGUCGCCGGGGACCUCGCGGGUUACCUCGCCGUGCUCGGCCGCCUCGAGGAGGCCCUCAGGUUCCUCUCCGAUAACUCCGGCCUCGCCGCGCAGUGGCUUGCGGACAUCGUCGAGUACCUCGGCGACCAUGACCUCGCUGACCCAAGGUUCCUCGCCGACCUCGCCGUCACCCUCGAGGGGCUCAAGAAACCUUCCGGUGACCUCGACGGUGGCCUCCUGGCGGCCGCUCUGGACAUGCUCGAGGCAGAGUUCCGCCGCCUUCUCGCCGACCACUCUGCACCGCUCCCGCUCGCGAUGCAGCAGCUGAACACAACCUCUGCAUCUACUGCCGCGCCGUCUCUCAUCCCGGCCGCGACCGUUCACAAGCUCAGCCUGAUUCUUGACCGCCUCAUUGCCAAUGGCAGGCAGGACCGUUGUUUGUCCGUGUAUGCUGAUGCCCGCGGAGGCGUGGUGAGUGCCAGCCUCCGUGCCCUUGGCCUCGAUUACUUGCGAAACCCGGUCGACGUCGCGCAGGCGUUGGGCCCUGGAGUUGAGUUGUGGGGGCGGCAUUUGGAGUUUGUGGUGCGCUGCCUUCUUGAGUCCGAGCGACAGCUCUGCAACAAGGUGUUUGGGCAGCGCAAGGAUGACGCAUCAGCGUGCUUCGCUGAUGUUGCAGCGCACGCCGGCAUUCUUGAUUUCUUGAGCUUUGGUCGUGCGGCUGCUGAUGCGAAGAAGGACCCCAUUAAGCUCCUGCGUUUGCUGGAGGUGUUUGAUUCUUUGAAUAAGCUAAGGUUGGACUUCAACCGGUUGUUUGGUGGAAAGAAGGCGUGUGUAGAGAUUCAGAACCAAACAAGGGACCUUGUGAAGUUGUUAGUGGAUGGUGCUGUUGAGAUCUUUGAGGAGUUGCUUGUGCAGGUGGAGCUGCAGCGGCACAUGCCUCCCCCACCUGAUGGGGGUGUGCCGCGACUAGUUAGCUUUGUGGUUGAGUACUGCAAUCGCCUCCUUAGUGAGAAGUACAGGCCUGUGCUUGCGCAAGUUCUCACCAUCCAUCGCAGUUGGCGCAAAGAGACAUUCAGUGACAAGAUGCUUGUUAACGCGGUGCUUAACAUCGUCAAGGCCCUUGAAGCUAAUUUUGAUGUCUGGUCAAAGGCAUAUGACAAUGUGACACUGUCAUAUCUCUUCAUGAUGAACACACACUGGCAUUUCUUUAAGAACUUGAAGGCUACUAGGUUAGGCGAGCUUUUGGGUGAUGCGUGGCUGCAAGAGCAUGAACAGUUUAAGGACUACUAUCUGACGGUGUUUAUGAGGGAUAGUUGGGGGGUGGUUUCACCGCUGCUCAACCGGGAGGGGCUAAUCUUGUUCUCCAAGGGCCGGGCCACGGCAAAGGACCUGGUGAAGCAGCGCCUUAAAACAUUCAAUGCGAGCUUUGAUGAGAUGUUCCGUAAACAAUCUGCAUGGGUUAUACCAGAGAAGGACUUGAGGGAGAAGACAUGUGGUCUUGUGGUUCAGGCAAUUGUUCCUGCUUACCGGAGUUAUAUGCAGAACUAUGGGCCACUGGUGGAGCAGGAUGUUAGUGCUAGCAAGUAUGUAAAGUACACAGUUGAUGGUUUGGAGAAGAUGCUCAGUGCGCUCUUCAUUCCCCGGCCCAGGAGGGCUGGGAGCUUCCAAAUCAGGCACACAAAUGACAAGAUUACCAGUGCGAUGACAGGCUUUUAUCGGAGUGCUUCUACAGUGAAAUAGCUUUGGUUGAAGAACCAAAUGGUUGGUUCUACUAUUUAUGCAAUAAUGGGAUAUGUAACAAUGAUUCAUUUUCGGCCAGUCAGCAAAUUGCUCCACACUGGACGUGAGGCCCAAUAGUGAACCUGUGAUGAGAAUAUUGGUGGCAUAUGAACAUAGGCUCUUCUAUAGUUCUCAUGGUGAAGGUGAACAGAAGAUGGUGGGGGACAAUGUGCGUAAUUGGGACAUUUCCUACUUAUCAAAUGUCUUCCCUUCUGUUAUUAUGUUAUUGUCCCUAUCACCAUAACCAUUCAUUUAGAAACUUCUGUGGGGACAUGUUGAUAUUUAAUCAGCUGUGUAGUGUAUGUAAAAAUUGGUUUCAUUUUAGGUGGGCUGUAGACAUUUAUUUUAUAUGUUCAAUGUGCUACAAACUGAGCUUCGAUAUGCAAUGUAUUAUAUGAAAAGCUAGAGUUUGAAGAAUCACUGGCAGCUUACUGGUUCAUAUCGGUCCCUGGAUUUCUCAGUGUGCAGAAGUUCUGUGAGAUGGCAAAACGGAGCAUAUAUACACCUGAACAUACUCUAGUUACAUGAUAGUUAUGCAAUCUGAGAGCCCUAUCGCAAUGCUUUUUUUCCCCUGAUGUUACUGUAAAAUAAUUGAAGAGGCCAGAAUGCCGCACUUCUCCUGUUCUUGCUGAAAAUUGACUUGUUCCAGCCAAGUCAGAUAUGGGGGUGUUAGGUUCAAUUGCCAAAGCAAGCAAUAACUUGUACUAUGAUCUGGUAUGAUUUGUUAGUACUGGGGUUGUAUCUAUGUCAGUUCAGAAUGAAUUGAAAGAUCCUAUGGAGUCUGCAUCUUCGGCACGCUGAUGAGUUAUUAAGCCCCUGCAGUUUGUGUUUCCUCCAACUACUGAUCAAGGACAUAAGGGAAACCUGUCCCUCAUCCUGA